AUGCAAUCAUUCGAUAUUGAAUCAUUAAUUGGAGCAAACAAGGUCCCAUCACUUGUUGUGGCUGAGAUGGUUGCUGCAUCCCAAGCUUCUCGUUCUUCCUCAUUUUCUCCUUCAUCAUUUGAACAUCAUGAUCCAAUGGGAGCAGCAGCGGUUGUGGCUGCAGCAGCCGCUGGACGUCAUCAUCCGUAUGAUAACCGAGAUGAUGGACAAAUGAGAAGAUAUCGAACAGCAUUUUCAAGGGAACAAAUCGGAAGACUUGAGAGAGAAUUUGCUAAAGAAAAUUAUGUGAGCAGGAAGACACGUGGAGAGUUGGCAGCUGAAUUGAAUCUACCUGAAGGCACGAUUAAGGUAUGGUUCCAAAAUCGGCGAAUGAAAGACAAACGUCAACGAAUCGGCGGUAUCGGAUGGCCUUUCCCUCCUCAAAUGGCUGCUUAUAUGUUGAAUCCAUUCGCCUAUGAAAUGUGGGUCAAAACAGCUGCUGCUUCUCAAUUUGGAGCAUCUGGAACACCUGGAACAUAUCCAAGUGGAUCAAACAAUUCGAGUGCAUCACAACUGGCAUCUGCAUUCCUCCCUCAACUCGGUUUCCCUCCAUUCCUUCAAUCAAAUUCAACAAUUCCAACAUCUCCAUCAUCUCCCCACUCGGAUGAUUCAUCGAAAUCAAAAAAUACUUCAAGUGAUGAUGAUGAUUCAAAACCUGUUAAUUUCUCAAAUAGUCCAUCAUCUAGUUCACCUUCUCCAUAUUCUACUGAUUGA
This is a messenger RNA of Caenorhabditis remanei, 753 nucleotides long. RefSeq lists its product as uncharacterized. Gene Ontology annotation, biological process: regulation of transcription by RNA polymerase II. NCBI's taxonomy places the organism in Eukaryota, Metazoa, Nematoda, Chromadorea, Rhabditida, Rhabditidae. Bases 1 to 753 code for a protein of 250 amino acids. Gene Ontology annotation, molecular function: DNA-binding transcription factor activity, RNA polymerase II-specific; RNA polymerase II cis-regulatory region sequence-specific DNA binding. Gene Ontology annotation, cellular component: nucleus. The record is from RefSeq and is a predicted model, not a curated record. The transcript has 5 exons.